Colletotrichum fioriniae is the source of this 4047-nucleotide messenger RNA. RefSeq lists its product as uncharacterized. The record is from RefSeq and is a predicted model, not a curated record. Gene Ontology annotation, molecular function: ATP binding; ABC-type transporter activity; ATP hydrolysis activity. Gene Ontology annotation, biological process: transmembrane transport. Gene Ontology annotation, cellular component: membrane. NCBI's taxonomy places the organism in Eukaryota, Fungi, Ascomycota, Sordariomycetes, Glomerellales, Glomerellaceae.
AUGUCUUCGACAUCGAAUCCGCUAUCCAACGAGGACGGAGCAAUCGUGGUGGAGAUGGACAAGUUCGACCGCCAAAGCUCCAUGGAGAAAUCGGCUCAUCCACAUGUCCCGGAGGAACCUGACGCGGCGCGCUUCUCGCUCUCUGGCGCCGGUCACAUCUCCCUCGACGAAGUCGAAGCAGUUGAUGUCCAGAUACGCGAUUUAGCUGUCACUGUCGACACCUCGCCUUCGUGGUGGGACCCUGCAACCUACCCCGAGCUGGCAAAGUCAAAAUUCAACCCUGAACCAAGCUCCAAAAAUCUGAUUUACCACGUUAACGCUUCCCUGCAACCGGGCACACUGACAGCCAUCAUUGGCGGUAGCGGUUCCGGUAAGACAACGCUACUAAAUACGCUAUCGGAACGCAUGAUCAGUGCGCGACUCGCCCAAAGUGGUCAUAUCACCUUCAAUGGCAGUGAGGGCAUUCACAACGCGCGGCACGCAUAUGUCAUGCAGCAGGAUAUUCUCCUGCCCUCGCUGACUGUGCGCGAGACGCUGCAGUACUCUGCCGAUCUGAGGUUACCGCCUCCGACAACUGCCAAAGAGCGAGCACGCAUCGUGGAAGAGGUCAUCCUGGAACUCGGUCUUAAAGAAUGCUCCAACACGAGGAUAGGAGAUAGACAGCACCGUGGAUGCUCUGGAGGCGAGAAGCGGAGAGUCAGCAUCGGAGUUCAAUUGCUAGCCAACCCGUCGGUCCUCUUUCUCGAUGAACCGACAACUGGCUUAGAUGCGACGAGUGCUUUUCAACUGAUGCGCACGCUGAAGAAGCUGGCUACCAAGGGGCGAAACAUUAUCACCACUAUCCAUCAACCUCGGUCGGAAAUCUGGGAUCUCUUCGACAACCUCAUCAUUCUCACCAAGGGGAGUCCGGUAUUCUCGGGCCCCGCAAAGAACUGCGUACCAUUCUUCGAGGGUCUAGGUUUCAAGCUGCCCCCUUUUGUGAACCCUGCCGAAUAUGUCAUCGACAUCGCUGCCAUAGACAAUCGCACGCCAGAACUGGAGCAGGAGACAACGGAACGGGUCAGUCAGUUGAAGCAAGCAUGGAUUCACGAGAGUAAAACGAUUUUUGCUCCAACAGACAAGGCGAUUGAGAGCACAUCAAGGGGGAAAAGUCCAACCUCAAAGACCAGCAAGCACGCAUCUUACACCAGACAACUACGAGUCCUGACCAAUAGAACAUUCAAAGUCACGUAUCGUGACCCAAUGGGAAUGCUGGCAUCAACGACGGAAGCGAUCCUCAUGGCCCUCGUAACGGGUUACAUCUUCUACAACCUACCCAGAGACCUCUCGGGUAUCCGCUCCCGCCAAGGCGCGCUCUACACUGCUGCAGGCCUUCAGGGAUACCUGACUCUCAUGUUCGAGGUCUACCGACUCACCGUCGACAUCCCAACCUACGAUCGCGAGCAUAGCGAAUCGUGCGUUGAUGCGAUCCCGUUCCUCUUCUCUCGCCGCUUGGCGCGGCUCUUCACUGAAGAUCUGCCCGUGCCGUUCCUAUUCUCCAUCAUCUUCUACUUCAUGGGCGGCUUUGAGCGAGAUGCCAGCCAGUUCUUCAUCUUCUUCGCCAUCACGGUGCUGAAUCACUAUAUCGCUGUGACUUGCGCAAUCACAUGCGUCACGGCGUCGAGAAACUUUCCCGGUGCGAGUCUGAUUGCCAAUAUGGUGUUUACCCUGCAAAGCAUGGCUUGCGGCAUGUUCAUCCAAGCGAACUCGAUUCCGGUGUACGUGCGGUGGCUUAAAUGGAUCACAUAUUCGUUCUAUUCCUUUGGCGCCUAUUGUGGCAACGAGUUCGAGGGUUCAUUUUACGAUUGCCCAUUGGAGGGCGGGGCCUCGAACCCAGAAUGCGUGCAGUACACGGGCCGAUUCAUCAUGGAGUCUCUCGGGUUUCCGCGGAAUUGGAUAUGGAGGCCCAUUGUCGUGCUCGUUGCAUUCGUCGUCUUGUUCUGCAUCUUAUCCGCCAUCGGACUACAGUAUAUCAAGCAAGAGAUGACCAUUGCUCGUGCUAGAGUGUCAGACACUGAUCUAUCAGCCGGCAAGGAAAAGAUGAAGACCCACUCCAUCUCCGAAGUCCGCACCAUCGACGUAGGACUGGAGGACUUUGCUCUGGCCUUGGACAAAAGAGUAGCUUCGGGCAAAAAGCUCCCAACCAAGACAAUUCUUAAUCCUGUGAGUACGACGUUCGAGGCAGGGAAGCUGAACGUCAUCAUGGGCCCUUCGGGAAGUGGCAAGACAUCUCUUCUCAAUGCCAUGUCUUUGCGACUUCCCAGCAGCCUUAGCACACGCUAUAGGCUGUCGGGAAAGCUCACCUUCAACAACGCACUACCGUCUAACUCGGUCAUCCGCUCGGUGUGUUCAUACGUAUGCCAGGACGACGACGCCCUCCUGCCGUCUCUCACGGUACGAGAGACGCUCCGGUUCUCUGCCGGGCUACGCCUACCAGCCCACAUGAGCAGCGACGAGAAAUCCAAGCGCGCAGAGGAGGUGUUGCUGAAGAUGGGUCUUAAGGACUGCGCAGAUAACCUCGUGGGCAAUGAGCUGGUCAAGGGCAUUUCGGGAGGUGAAAAACGACGGGUUACCAUUGCUGUACAGCUUCUCAGCGACCCACUCGUGCUACUACUGGAUGAGCCGACGAGUGGGCUGGACGCCUUCACGGCCAGCUCCAUAAUGGAGGUCCUGCAAGGUCUCGCUAACGAGGGCCGGACGCUGAUUCUGACGAUUCACCAGGCGCGGUCUGACUUGUUCAAGCACUUUGGAAACGUCUUGCUACUUGCCCGUGGAGGGUCGCCUGCGUAUGCCGGAUCGGCGACGGAGAUGCUGCCCUAUUUUGAGCGUCAGGGAUUCACCUGUCCUGCUCACACCAACCCGGCUGACUUUGCGCUGGACCUCGUCACGAUCAAUCUCCAACAAGAGACAAGAGAGGCCGAGAGCAGGGAAAAAGUCGAGGCUCUGAUCGGCGCAUGGCAGAGACAUGCAAGGAUGCCUGUAGUCAAGACGACGGGAGAGCUGCCCAGCAUCAACGAGGGCCAUGAACAUGAAGCAAUCACGCGCACCUCAACUGGGCCGGCCAAUGGUGGACACUCUCGAAAAGCCUUGGCCUUCAACAAGGCAAAUCUCGCGACUCCAGCCGAGCUAGGCGCUCUCGUCCGCAAACGUGCCUCCUUCCUCGUGGCCUUUCCCCUCCUCGUCCACCGCGGCCUCAUCAACUUCCGCCGCCAACCGCCGCUGCUCCUCGCCCGCAUCAUGCAGGUUGUGGGCCUGGGCAUCGUCCUCGCGCUCUUCUUCUCGCCGCUCAAGAACGACUACUACUCCGUGCAAAACCGCAUGGGCUUCGUGCAGGAGAUUGGCGCCUUUUACUUUGUGGGUAUGCUACAAAACGUCGCCGUCUACCCUGCCGAGCGCGACGUGUUUUACCGCGAGGACGACGACGGGGUGUACAGCGUCGAGGCGUUUUUGGCGGCGUACUCUGUGCUCGAGUUCCCCUUUGAGAUUAUCAGCUGCCUCAUCUUUGGCGUGCUUGCGGAUUUGGCGGUGGGGUUCCCGCGGACGGUGACGAUGUACUUCGUGUGCGUGUUUUCGUGCUUUGGCGUCGUCUCGUGCGGCGAAUCGGUGGGCAUCAUGUUCAAUACGCUCUUCAACCACACGGGAUUCGCCGUGAACCUUACGUCGGUGAUCUUAUCUGUUGCCAACACGAUGGCAGGUGUUCUAUCCAUCGAUAUGCCCGAGCUGUUCAAGAUCUUCAACUACCUCUCGCCCAUCAGAUACGGAACCCGGGCCCUGGCGCCAUACAGCUUAACGUCUGUCACGUUCACGUGCGAGGAUGGGCAGAGGCUACCGGAUGGACGGUGUCCGGUGGAGACGGGCGAGGAUGUGCUCGAAUUGUACAAGUUCAACGUGGAUCCGAAUGUCAAUAUUGCGGCAUUGGCUGGGUGUGUGAUUGUGUAUCGGCUGGUUGCGUGGGCUCUUUUGAGAGCUGCGCGGACGCGAAUGGAGGGGCUGAAGAAGGGCAAAUGA